Ananas comosus (pineapple) is the source of this 1862-nucleotide messenger RNA. RefSeq names its product O-methyltransferase MdmC-like. NCBI's taxonomy places the organism in Eukaryota, Viridiplantae, Streptophyta, Magnoliopsida, Poales, Bromeliaceae. Bases 53 to 916 code for a protein of 287 amino acids. The record is from RefSeq and is a predicted model, not a curated record. The transcript has 9 exons. Gene Ontology annotation, molecular function: O-methyltransferase activity; S-adenosylmethionine-dependent methyltransferase activity.
UUCCCCUUCAUUUUUCCGGUUCCCCGCGCUCGCCCUCGCCCUUUUCACACCCAUGGCGAUGGCGUGCCCCUCCUCCCCUCUCCCUCUCCUCCUCCCCCUCCGCUCCUGCCCUAAACCCCUCUUCUCGCCCUCCUUCGCCUCUGCCCUCGCGCGGCGGCGCCUCCGCGUCCUCCGCGCCGGCAACUCGGCGGUGGCCUCCACCACCGUCGCCGCCGCCGCCGCCGGAGACGACGAGGUGGCCAAGUGCGGGAGGAAGCAGGUCAUCAGCCUCACCCCAGAGCUCUACCGUUACCUCCUUUCCAACGUCCGGGAACACCCGAUCCUUCGCGAGCUGAGGGAAGAAACCGCAACGAUGAGGGGAAGCCAGAUGCAGGUGUCACCUGAUCAGGCCCAACUACUAGCAAUGCUUGUGCAGAUUACUGGGGCACAAAGGUGUAUUGAAGUCGGCGUUUAUACUGGGUACUCAUCUUUAGCUGUUGCAUUAGUUCUUCCGGAAUCAGGUCGUUUGGUUGCUUGUGAAAGAGAUGAAAAAUGCCUUGGAAUUGCAAGAAAGUAUUAUGAGCAUGCUGGAGUCUCUCGUAAGGUUGUUAUAAAGCAGGCUUUGGCAGCAGACACUCUAAGAUCCUUAAUUAGUAAUGGUGAAGCUUGCAGUUAUGAUUUUGCAUUUGUUGAUGCUGAGAAGCGAAUGUACGACGAAUAUUUUGAGCUGCUACUGCAGUUGGUCAGGGUCGGGGGCUUAAUAGUCAUCGAUAAUGUUUUGUGGCAUGGAAAAGUUGCCGAUCCUCAAGUUAAAGACUCCAAGACAGUCAGCCUAAGAAACUUCAAUAAGAAACUUCUAGCUGAUAAGCGCGUUAACAUCAGUAUGGUUCCUAUCGGAGACGGAAUGACAAUAUGCCGCAAAAUGACCGACAGUUGACUCUGCGAGAUGCUUCUCUGGUAAUUCAAAUCCUGCUUUCUUCAGAAAUAACCUUCGAAACCGCAACCUACGGUAAAUAGCCAGCUCAGUCAUCGAUCUCGCUUUGCCGUCAAAUUUCUAGAUCAAUUAUGAGUUAUGCUGUGAGCAUGACCCUGCGGCACCCAAUGGCCCAAGACCAGGUGAAAUCUCAUUUCAAACCUGCCUUAGCUGAUCCAUUCCACUAACUGGUUAUGUAGGUUUCUCUCUCUACUUAUUAGGAUUUGAUGUAUUAUGUUCUUGCGUUAGGGAAUAAGUUGUCAGAUCAAUUUUUUUGAUGAGAAAGGUAGAUUCUUCCAUUUGAGAAAUCCAAGAAUCAGAGAGCUCCAAAAAAUUUGUCAUUGAAAGUUUCCAUUUCUUGUGCUCAAGGAUUUAAGUGUUGCGGCACAGGGUCGUGCCAGGAACUUGCUGGCGCAGUACAGCACGAUACAUAUCGGGCUGUGCCGAUAUGUGCUGGCCACAAAAAAUUCAUAUGUGUCGUCAUAUAAUAGCAUGAAAUAUUUAUUUUCUUUAGCAACAAAAUAUUUAAACUGUUUAUUAUCUAUUUUUAUCAAAAUUUUUAAAUUUAUCGAGAUAAUUAUUUACUAAUUUAAAGAACAGAGGUUUUUGAACUGUGGCAUCGACACAACGGUUGUAUCGUGCCGAUUUCUUGUUGGCACGAUGUGGCACGAUAGAUACAGGCCGUGCUGAUGAGCACACGAACUGAUGAGCAUUUAAAUUGUUGGUUGUGUUGUCCUUUUAUUGUAGUUCUCUUAAGUUGUUUUAAAUUUGCAGUUUACAUCAGGAAAUAGAUUUUUUUUUUUUUUCAGUUUACUCUGAGAAAGAUUGCUAUAAAUGGUGGUUGUAGAUUCCAUAAUUUUUGUAACCUUUUUGUAUUUUGAACUGGCUUCUUUCAUGGUUGUCUUCUUAA